Messenger RNA from Fusarium vanettenii 77-13-4, 2802 nucleotides. RefSeq lists its product as uncharacterized. Gene Ontology annotation, molecular function: protein binding. The coding region runs from base 1 to 2802 and encodes 933 amino acids. The transcript has 6 exons. NCBI's taxonomy places the organism in Eukaryota, Fungi, Ascomycota, Sordariomycetes, Hypocreales, Nectriaceae. The record is from RefSeq and is a predicted model, not a curated record.
AUGCCUAACGAAUCGGUGACGCUCGAUCCCGCCGCCGUUACCUAUUCGGCUGGUCUUUUCGAGUUUGUCCCCGUGAUUCGAGACAUUCUUCGCACGCGCUAUUGUGUCCCUGGGUCCGUUUUCCUCGUUGAAGGUCUUGAACGGGUCUCGGUGUCCCGUUCUGGACGAUGGCAGGCUGUACGACUGCUCCUUGGUGAUGGAGCUAUCUGCAUUCAGGCCCUUUUAGGGGCAAAUAUGCAUCGGUUUGUUCAGACGGGGGAGGUUGCUUUGGGAGCGUAUAUUCGAUGCGAGGCUUUCCAUGCCAAGUGGCAGAAUAUCGAAGAUCGCACUAUGGUGACGCUCGUUGUCGAGGAUAUUGUCACGGUCGGAUGGAAUGAAUCGUAUAGAGUUCUUGGACAGGAUCAAGAGCCCGUAACACAGCCAUACCCAGCGACAUCCGAACAGCCUCAAGAGUCGAAGGACGUACAACCAGAGGAGUCAAAAGCUACGGCGAAGCCCAGUUCGCUACGCGCCGAGGACUCUGUAUUUCACGACGACGAUGAAGAAGCCACCGAGGAAGCCUUCGAGGCCUUUGAGACUCUUGCGUACCCGACCAAGCCAAAACCUCAGCAGAAGCCACAGCAGCCCAUUGCUCUGCCCCGCGACUGGCAUGACCCCCAGACACCGCUGAAGCUCACGACGCUACGAUCCAUCCCGCAUCUCCCAUACAAGCAGAAUUGGUCUUGCAACGUGCUUGCCAUAGUAGCCUCGCUGUCGGAGGUGGAGCCAUCCAACCUGCCUCCACACAGGCAGAGGACUGCGCGACUCGUCGACCCCUCCACGUCUAAACAAGUACAUCUAACGAUAUUCCUCGACCCGGAAGAGUUUAACCCUCGCGUCGGAAGUGCUGUUCUACUUGUUGGAGUUAAGAAUCACCGGUUUGACGGGGGAAGUCUGAAGAAGUACGAGAGCGAUCGCAAGAAUGGGCGGUGGUGGUUUGAGGACCCGUCGGAGCUGGGAUGGUGCGAUAUGAAGGAUGCAAUAAAUAAUAAUCAAUUCUCUCAUGAUUUCUGCCACGCCAUCAGUACGAUGCAGAUCACUACCGACCAACCUGACCAAAGGCCGCCAACUUCGCCAACUCAUGAUCGCACGAAGAAGCAGGCCAUCGACGACUUCCUAGCGGAUCUGUCGCCUUGGGAUAUCCUGUACCUGCGGGGCCGAAUCCGUGACGCAACCAUUGUGCUCUCAGGUCUUCAAGAUCUACCCCCGGAGCUCAUAUGUCUGAUUCUUUCGUAUCUAAGUGUUCAAGACUUUUGGGCGUGCAGAUUAGUCUGUAAAGCAUGGGCGAUGGCGUGGGCGCAGGAUUCGGUCUUGGCGCGAGCAUGCCGCAACUUCUUCCCCGGUCUCUUAGAGACGUACCCGACAACGCCUGGCAGGCAGCUCUUUUCUAUGGCAGUUAAGAAGCGCAAGAAGUGGCAGCGGCCCUUUUCCAAGUAUACUUGGAUGCGGUGGAACCAAGGAGUCAGCGGCAUCUUUCGCGAGUCGACUCCGCCGCCACAGCUUGGCCCGGUACCUGUCGACUCGUGGUACCCUUCCCUUUACGCGAAAGAGAAGCUGGCAUGGCAGCCUAGGCUGGAUAGAGUUAUUGUCGAUGAUCUGCGGACGAGAGAAAGGCAUAGGUUUCUUCCUCCUGGGGGUGCCCUGGCGGGCAUUCAAUUCCGACUUGUGUGCAUCAGUGAUCAACUUCUUGUGAUGAGAGAAGCCAACCAGCCCAACCGAAAGAUUUUUAUCGCCAACCUAGCUACGAAAGAGUGGAAGACCAUCUCACUGCCAGGUCCAUUUGCUACAGCGCAUACAGAAGGGAAGACUGUCGGCUUUGGGACAUCAACUGGACAGAUCGUGGCCUUUACUUGGGGCGAAAAGACAACACAGCUCGAUCUCACAAAGGUUCAGACUUGCCCGCCAGGGUCGGAGCGCUUAUUUGGAGGCGUAGCCAAUGUCUUGCCGCAUCCAACACAAGACAAUGUGGUGUUUGGGGUUUGGGCAUGCUCCCGCAAGAUCGCAAGCUUCAAACAGAUUAGCUUUGUUGUGGUCAAAUUCGAGGACGGGCAGCCUGUAUGGUGGGCGACAGAAGACAUUCCAAACCCCAGACGACACGCCAACAAAGACUGCAACCAAGAGAGCUAUCUCGGACUUUCGUUUGCGUGCAGAAAGUCGGACAACUGCGGAUCUUUUGCUUUGGGCAUCUAUAGAAGCCAGAACCAGGUUCAAACCUUGCCUAGCAUCUGCUAUAGAUGCUUGCCGGCGACAAGAGUUGGUGACUGGGGAGCCGUCUGUUUCAACGUCUUGACGCAGACGUUUAAACACUACGAAUACAGGUCCUCACGGCCGGACCUUCUCUGGAUUGGAAGCCCUCAGCCUCAUUUAACUACAGGCAGAGAAUUGUUAUUUGUGGAUGCACACCUCUGGAAUGAAGAUUUGUUGCUGGCAGCAUCCACCGCCGACGGAAACAUGCGCAUCGACCUCCACCUACAAACGAUACAUGCUGUCGGAAGCGGCUUUUCGGGUGAACCACGCUGGGCGCCGAUUCGACUUCGAGACUCGGUGCAUGCCGCGAGGACGAGGAUAUUUCAGGAUGAUGACUUUGUGGUUGUACCCACCAUCGGAGGCGUUGUCAUGUUUGAACCGUCUGACUCGCCGUCGGAGGGGAGGCCACCGCUGGACCGUUGGAAGUCGGAAAUAUUGAUCUUGAUAAAGGAUGAUCCUGCGCCUGAGAGUCCAUCCGCGAGGGCUUCUUUGUUGCGACUUGCCAACAAUCAAUAG